This is a messenger RNA of Zasmidium cellare ATCC 36951, 2772 nucleotides long. RefSeq lists its product as uncharacterized. The transcript has a single exon. The record is from RefSeq and is a predicted model, not a curated record. NCBI's taxonomy places the organism in Eukaryota, Fungi, Ascomycota, Dothideomycetes, Mycosphaerellales, Mycosphaerellaceae. The coding region runs from base 1 to 2772 and encodes 923 amino acids. Gene Ontology annotation, cellular component: kinetochore; spindle; nucleus. Gene Ontology annotation, biological process: peptidyl-serine phosphorylation; protein localization to kinetochore; chromosome segregation. Gene Ontology annotation, molecular function: ATP binding; protein serine/threonine kinase activity; protein serine/threonine/tyrosine kinase activity.
AUGGCUGCCGUCGCCCACCCGACUCGGCCGCAUAUCAGACGCAACUCGCCAUUGUCUGCUUUCAACCCAUCCAAUGGCUUCUCCGCGGAUCCGCCCAUGAUGAAACGAAUAGAUGUCGGCGAUGACAGCGAUUCGGACGACGAGCCGCCGCCGGCCAUCAAAUUCUCAAAGGUCACUCAAGCGCUUCUGGCUGACGAGGGAGUUCCAUCUUCUCCACCCAAAUAUGACCAUGCGAACGACGCACCGCGGUACAAUCGAUCUGCGAGCGCUGCAAAAUCCGAGCUCGAUACUCCUAGUAGGGCACCUGGCAUUAGGAUUGUGCGCCGAAGCUCGCCUUCCGCCAAUGCGGUUUCAGGACAACAAGAAAGAGGGCAUACACCACCACGCAUCGUUCAUCUAGGUGGCAGUGGAAGUGCCUCUGCAAAACGGUCAAUCAGCAUCUCAGGCCCAUAUCCUCAGCGACUAGCUACAAAGCGACAGCCCACGCCCGAGACUAGCCUCAAUCCAGGGGUUGUUACGCCUGGACAAGCUCCUCGAGCGAUCCGCGUUGUCACUCGAUCCAGAGCUGGAAGUAAUGCCUCGCAGGACGACCGUUCAAACCUGGCCUCCUCGAUUAGCAGACCUAGCUCUCGCAAUGUUACCAAAGCGGCACCCGAUACUGGUGAACGCAAGACGCAACAAGCAGAACUAAGCCGCAGCAAUUCUCAAUACAAUCUUGCAGAGACAGCAUCACGAUACGCGCCGUCGACUGUGGCACGUUCACGGAAUCCAUCUGCUGAUGCAGCACCUCCUCCAGGAUCGCAACGGAUCAAGCGUGCACCUAUUGGAACUGGUACUUUCCUCAGAAGUGGCCCUGUGCGACGAGGUUUCAGACGCAGAGACAGCGAAGAAAAUGUUUCCAGCCAGGAGGAAGCCCAGCAUGGUUCGGCAUCACAACCCAGUGCAACGAGCUAUACCCCACAGGAUAGAAGUAUGUCUCAACUUGAUGGAAGUCGAAGCAGAAGUGGAAGUGUGAAUACACGCGCGACAUCUGUUGAGCCAGUCUCGGUACAUGAUUUUGCACCUCAAGGACAUGCAUCGCAGGAAUCACGACCUGCAUCACGUCAAGCACAGUCUUACCUUUCCAGGAGUCAGAUGAGCAACGAUUCACGACCAGCUUCACGACAAGGUAGCAGGGAUAUUCCACGCAGUCGGCAGCCCAGCGCUGAGCGGUAUCAGCAUCGCAGGCAGAAUAGUGUUCCAGCAGUAGAUACGUCUGCGCCUGUUCAGCCAGAGCAACAGCAGAGAAGGCCAAGCAUCGAGUCCAGCCAACCGAGACCGGCUUUAAAACAACAGCCACCACAAAGAGUACCCUCUUAUGGACGUGCCAGCUAUAGAUAUACGGCGCCAAAAGUACAUACCGAUGCAUCCGAGGAUCAGGAGAACGUGCCGCCACCGACGUUCAGACGCAACAGGGAGCAGGAGUUCAAGUACUUGGGAAAGCCUUCAAUGGUCGUGGCUUCGGACGACGAGAAGCCAAAGCAGAUGCCGGUUGAGGAGACACCCGUACCAGUGCCACAACAAGAGCAGCGAAAGGCCCUUGGAACCAUCAGUGGAAACACUCCGCACCGACCAGCCCCUGCGCCGCCGCCGAAGAUGAGCGUCUUGGACGCAGCAACAACGACAGCAGGCGCUGGUACUACGAAGUCCAGAAAGAAGCGCCAGCACAUGGUCGUCAACGGCAAGAUCUUCACCCAAAUGGGCAAAAUUGGCAAGGGAGGCUCCAGCGAUGUGUACUGUGUCAUGGCCGAGAACUACAAGACAUUCGCCUUGAAGCGCGUGAAACUCGAGGACUGCGAUGAGCAUGCUGUGCGUGGUUUCAAGGGCGAGAUCGACCUCUUGAAGAAGUUGACCGAGGUGGAGAGAGUGGUUCGCCUUUUCGAUUGGGAAAUGAACGAGGAGAAACAGGAGCUUAUUGUGCUCAUGGAGAAGGGAGAUACUGAUCUCAACCGUCUUCUCACUCUUCGACUGAACGGUGUCGACGCCAAAUUCGAUCCCACGUUCACACGCUACCACUGGAAGGAGAUGCUUGAGUGCGUUCAAGCUGUCCACGAAUACGACAUCGUGCAUUCAGAUCUGAAGCCUGCCAACUUCUUGCUGGUGCAAGGACGAUUGAAGCUAAUCGACUUUGGCAUCGCCAACGCCAUUGACACGGACAACACUGUCAAUGUACACCGAGAUUCCCACGUCGGCACACCCAAUUACAUGUCUCCCGAAAGUAUCACGGACACGAAUGCGAAUAGCUCAGGACGAGAUGAAGCAGGCAGGCCUUUGAAGAAGGAUAUGCGUAUUGGCAAGUCAUCAGAUGUAUGGAGUCUGGGCUGCAUCCUGUACCAGAUGACCUACGGCCGACCACCCUUCUCGCACAUCUCGAACCAGAUCUCCCGAAUCAUGGCCAUCACAAACCCCAAGCACAUCAUCGAAUAUCCAGAAACCGGAGUCGGCGGCGCCCGCAUCCCAUCAACCCUCAUCGGCACCUUGCGAAGAUGCCUCAACCGCGACCCGGAACGUCGUCCCAAAAUCCUUGACAUGCUCUCCGAAACCGACCCGUACCUGAACCCCGAAGGCCCCCGCAACAGCAUCGCCAUGACCGAUGAGGUCCUGUCCCAGAUCAUCCACAAGAUCAUCGAGCGCUGCAAAGAUCCGAAGCGCGGGCCGCCGACUCCUGACGAGUCGAACUUAUAUGCUAAGACCUUCUUGGAUAGGAUCAGGGCGAAACAUGAGGGGUUGUGA